AUGGAGCAGAGAGAGCCACGGGCCUGGCACCUCUGCGACCACCAGUCACGCCAUGGGUACAACGCUGUUCACACCCUCCCACCCCCACCCUACCCCAUCAGCGUCAUCACGGGCAUCCGCAGGAGGCGGGUCACCUCCCAGCGCUGCUCCCUGGAAUUUCUGGAAGAUGCAGUGGGCUGCGCCUCAAUACAGAGAACCAAACACGCAUCUGGGUCACCAAGACACAAAGGCCUGAAGAAAACACACUUCAUCAAAAACAUGAGGCAGUAUGACACAAGGAACAGCAGGAUCGUGCUCAUCUGUGCCAAGCGCUCCCUGUGUGCCGCCUUCUCCGUGCUGCCCUAUGGAGAGGGCCUCCGGGUCAGUGACCUGAGGGUGGACAGCCAGAAGCAGAGGCAUCCAUCCGGCGGUGUUUCCGUUUCUUCCGAGAUGGUCUUUGAGUUGGAAGGCGUUGAGCUGGGAGCCGAUGGCAAGGUUGUGUCUUAUGCAAAGUUCCUGUACCCUACCAAUGCCCUGGUCACACACAAGAGUGACAGCCACAGCCUGCCGCCACAGCCUCGGCCCAGCAUUCCCCGCGCUCCUCCAGGGGCGAGACACAAGCCUGCCCCUGCCCCGCCAGCGCCAGCCAGCACCGAACUAGGGGGUGACGGCGGAGACGUGCUGGAGUACAACCCCGACCUCCUGGACGACCCGCAGUGGCCCUGCGGGAAGCACAAGAGGGUGCUCAUCUUUGCCUCCCACAUGACCACAGUGAUCGAGUACGUGAAACCUGCAGACCUCAAGAAGGACAUGAAUGAGACCUUUAAGGAGAAGUUCCCUCACAUCAAGCUGACACUGAGCAAGAUCAGGAGUUUGAAGCGGGAAAUGCGGAACCUGUCAGAGGAGUGCAGCCUGGAGCCCGUGACUGUGGCCAUGGCCUACGUGUACUUCGAGAAGCUUGUGCUGCAGGGCAAGCUUAACAAGCAGAACCGCAAGCUGUGCGCCGGCGCCUGCGUGCUGCUGGCUGCCAAGAUAAGCAGCGACCUCCGCAAGAGCGAAGUGAAGCAGCUCAUCGACAAGCUGGAGGAGAGGUUCCGACUCAACAGGCGAGAUCUCAUUGGGUUUGAGUUCACAGUCCUCGUGGCUUUGGAACUGGCCCUUUACCUACCCGAGAACCAAGUGUUACCUCACUACAGACGCCUCUCCCAGCAGUUCUAGCCCAGGCCCCUCCGCGGGAAAGCGUCCUUGAUAAUGGUGUCUGCACUUGACGCACCCGUCUCCUAGGCCUACUCACACCUGCCCUUCACAGCUGCACGGCUGUCUUCAGUUUUCCUGGAGAGGGGUGUCACCUCAUUCCAAAGCUCUCGGCCCCCCAAGAGCACUUCUGAGAGUUUUCCUGGCAUGAACACACAGGCUCAGCUGAGCCCAGCCUGGCACCAGGACUUUGGUCUCUGUUGUGUGGCAGUGGAUCCCGGGCGCCCCCUUGCCUUCACUAAUCAGAACCAGGAUGGACCCGGUGUCCAGACAACAUGACACACCGAGGUCACUAGGUUCCACUGUGGGAGCAUCCAUCUUGGAUAUUCCAGCUAGAUGCGACGUCCCCCAUUCCCUGCCUCUAUCUGAGCAAGCUCCAACCAGGGCUCCCCAUCAGCACGGACGGCCCUGGUGUUGGACUAAACCACCAAGAGCAGACUCCUGCUCUGAUCCUUCUCCUCACUCAGGCUGUUCCAAUUUCACGCCACUGUGAAUCGCCCCGGCUGUGGGCUCAUGCCAGGACCCACCUCUGCCUCUUGCCAGAAAAAGCUGCUUACUUGUGACGUUGAACUUCAGGAAAAUGACUCUUGGCUCUUGACUUAUCCUAAGCAAUAUUGUAACAGAAAAAAACCCUAUUUAUUAUUCAGGACUUGGUUCUUUGGGUCUCUAAGGGAACAAAAUCUAGUUUAGAGGUCUGUUAAAGGUGUGCCUGACCUCAGGACCACCAAGCAAGGCUCGUGCCGCAGCCCUGGGCACUCAGCAUACGGAUGCCAUCUGGGCAAACCUGGCCAUGCAGUGGUCAUACUCAUGCUCCUCCAGGCUCACCAAUGUUCUUAUAGGAGCACUGAUCAGCCCAGCCACUGAGGCAGGCUGUCUAGGCUUGGACACUUGUGCUCCUGGACAGGGGUGAUGGCUCUGCCACUCACAGCCAGCCCUUGGCAGAGGCACAAGACAGCUUGCUCCCUACAAGCCUGCGCCCGUCCUCACCACCUCAGCAGAGUGGAACACAAAGACAGUCCCCCAUACACAUGCCCACUCCAUGCCUCCAUGCCCUGCACUGUGAAAAGCAGCAAUCCAGCCACCAGAAGCCACUCCCAUUACAGGCACUGUUAAGAUGACUUCCCAAGCUCUGCUUUAGUCUCCUUAGGACAGACAUUAGCAUUGAGAAAAUAGCUAGCACACAGUAAUGACUUGCUUGUGUAUGUGGUAGCAUUUAGUCAUUUGCCAAGCUGGUCUGUUUGAAACCCUGCUUCCCUAUCCUUUUAGAGGAUAGCCAAGAACUGCUGCUGUGCAGCACCUGAGCUGCUACAAUAAAGCCAGUACUUGGAAUGACAGCCUGCAUCUGCAAUGCACCAGACAGACCAAGAACCAUGACCGAAACCUGAUGGUGGCCCUUCCCGGUACCAGCAAGGGUUAUAGAUGUUUGUGUGUGAGCAAAAAUCGGACCUCAAAAUGCUUGAGCCUUUGUCAGAUUGUUUUCAAAUGAACGUGUUUCUUAAAGUAAAACCUUGUUUUGCAGUACA
Molecule: messenger RNA, 2756 nt
Organism: Dipodomys ordii (Ord's kangaroo rat)
Lineage: Eukaryota; Metazoa; Chordata; Mammalia; Rodentia; Heteromyidae
Gene: Cables2
Product: Cdk5 and Abl enzyme substrate 2
Exons: 10
Coding region: 1-1197 (398 amino acids)
Biological process (GO): regulation of cell cycle
Source: RefSeq, a predicted model, not a curated record